This is a messenger RNA of Tigriopus californicus, 1109 nucleotides long. RefSeq lists its product as uncharacterized. Bases 150 to 1109 code for a protein of 319 amino acids. Gene Ontology annotation, molecular function: protein binding. NCBI's taxonomy places the organism in Eukaryota, Metazoa, Arthropoda, Copepoda, Harpacticoida, Harpacticidae. Gene Ontology annotation, biological process: proteolysis. Gene Ontology annotation, cellular component: extracellular region. The record is from RefSeq and is a predicted model, not a curated record. The transcript is spliced from 2 exons.
UUACUUGAACAUAAUUCUGUGAUUUAACAUAAAAAUGGACAAAUGAUGAUCCAUCAAAGGGAUACAAAUAUUUUGCAAGAGGUGCAGGGACCUGUCUCGCAGAGUUCCUUCUGUCGGUUGAACUUAGUUUACUUCUGUUUGUUGAAGAUAUGGAGGUCAAAUGUCUGGCUGCAACUUUUUUCUUCGCCAAUUAUUUGGCAGUGAAAGCAAAUUGGAACUACAACAAAUUCAAGACUGGCAUUGGUUGUGGCAUAACCCACGAGAUUAAAGUUCUCAGCUCUCUGAAUACAAACAUCUUAGCCCCAUCUUGUGCAGUGGGUGCUUUAGAAAAUUUCCCUAUUGGUCAAUUUUUACCCGUGGACACAAAUCAAUCAAAUAUUGUGCUGAACCCUAUCCUGAAUAAUGCAACUACCACAAUUUUGCUGAAGAACAACACAUCCCUGACCAACCCCACAAGUACUACCAAUGAGUCCAUCUGGCAAUGCGACGGAUGCGCUCCCAAUGCCUCAAUCCCCCGAUUGAACCCCAAUGGAACCUCAACCAUCGGGGAAUGGAAUUGCACGGAUUCCAGUUGCCAACUUGCCACACCAGUCCCAGGAUCGGGACUGGUAGAUGGGGGCAAUUGCUCGGAUGAUGGAUGCAAUACCACGCGACCAGAUUCUUGCAUCCCUGACUUUGAUUGUGAAUUCUACCGACACUCUCAGUAUGAAGGAUUGCCCUGGAAAUCGCUUGCCAACAUUACCACUCCCAGAAUUUGUCAAGCUCAAUGCCAAUCCCACCUCCAAUUCUGCCUGAGUUGGACCUUAGAUUCGUCGUCAACUUGUUGGCUGUUUGACGUGAUUGGGUCCUUGAAGCCUUUGACGAACUCGGUCAGUGGACCUGUGAGCUUGGGAUGCCUGAUCCCAGGAUUGGAAUAUCUCGGCGCAAACCUGGCUACAAAGCAGAACGUUCAACGCGCUGAGGAUUGUUGGAAGAUUUGCCGGGGGAAUCCUCGAUGCACUCAUUUCAGCAUGACGCCCUCCAGACGUUCUUGUGCCUUAAAAGAGACCGGAGUCUAUUUGAGAGCAAGUCACUACGUGAUUUCAGGGCCCCGAGAUUGCCCCAACUAA